Messenger RNA from Lycium ferocissimum, 1020 nucleotides. RefSeq lists its product as uncharacterized. The coding region runs from base 1 to 1020 and encodes 339 amino acids. The transcript has a single exon. The record is from RefSeq and is a predicted model, not a curated record. NCBI's taxonomy places the organism in Eukaryota, Viridiplantae, Streptophyta, Magnoliopsida, Solanales, Solanaceae.
AUGGGUGAGCUAGAAACGGGUAGAGGCCUGAAUCAAGAACUUGGCCUUAUUAAAGCCGAUGAUACUCGUUGGGGAUCUCACUACAAGUCGUUUGGAAACUUUAUUAGUAACUUUGCCUCUAUUGUUGAUGUACUUGAUGCUCUUGUUGUAAAUGCAAGUACUCCGGAUGAAAGAGCUAGUGCGUCGGGACUUAGAAGUUGUCAAACAUUUGAGACUGUUUUCUUGUUGCAUUUGAUGACUGAUGUUUUAGGAAUCACAUAUGAUCUUAAUGUGUCAUUACAAAAAAAGGAACAAGAUAUUGCAAAUGCCAUGAUUCUUGUUAAGGUUUGCAAGAGAAGGUUGCAAGCUUUAAGAGAUAAUGAAUGGGAUCCUCUCUUAGAAAAGCAUUCCGGAUGGGAUUCACUUAAAGAAAAGGUAGAAACUUUUUGUAUCAAGCAUAAAAUUUCAUUGCCUAAUUAUGAUGAUCCAUAUGCUAACUCUGGAAGAUCACAACGUACAGUAGUUGAUUAUACUACUUUGCAUCAUUACCGUGUGGAUUUAUUUUAUAAAAUUAUUGAUUGGCAGCUACAAGAACUCAAUGAGCGUUUCAAUGAGGUGACUAGUGAUUUGCUUAAUGGAGUAGCUUUCUUGAAUCCAAUUGAUUCAUUUUCUAGUUUUGACAUAAAAAAGAUAGUGAGAAUGGCUGAAUUAUAUCUUGAUGACUUUGAUGGAUUUAGCAUGAGGGCUCUUGAGAAUCAACUUGCUAAUUACAUUAUUGAUGUUCGUGAUAUUGACAAAAGGUUCUCCAAUUUAGGUGGACUUGGGGAACUUUCAAGAAAGUUAGUUGAGACAAAGAAGCAUUUAAACUAUUCUCUUGUAUUCCUUUUGGUGAAGUUUGCUUUGCUUCUACCAGUUGCCACUGCAACAGUUGAAAGAGCUUUUUCGGCGAUGAAGUUUAUCAAGAAUGACUUGCGGAAUCGAAUGGAUGAUGAAUUCUUAGAUGGUUGCAUAGUACCUUAUGUGGAAAAAAAAAGUAUUUAA